CUCGCUUCGACUCUUCCUCUCUGCUGCUAGAACCAUAUGUGACAAAAAUCCGUCAAAAAAAAACGACCACAUAACUGGUUUGCACGGUCACCGCGAGCUAUCUAGUCUUCGGCAAUAUGGCACUUUUUCAUUUGAUUGCAAGUUGGAUCGGUUAUUUGAUUAUAUGCCUGCUUGGUUUGAUUUUGAUCGCGUUUCUCAUUUUUUGUCUUUACAUAAAAUAUAUUCAUCUGAAAUAUGAUCACAUACCGGGACCACCAAGGGAUAGUUUUAUAUUUGGACAUUCCCCAACCAUUCUGCGUGAGAUGAGCAAUGGUCGAGUUACACACGACAAAUUCCUGGAAUGGUCUGAGACAUAUGGACCUGUGUACCGUAUUAAUGGGUUGCAUGUUGUGAUGCUGUGUGUCACCUGUCCUGAUACCACCAAGGAAGUCCUGAUGUCACCAAAGUACCCCAAAGACUCACUGGUCUACAAGCGUCUCUUCAACCUGUUUGGACAGAGGUUUUUGGGAAGUGGCCUGGUCACAGCACAGAAUCAUGAUGUGUGGUACAAACAGCGAAGAAUAAUGGACCCUGCCUUCAGCAGUCUGUACCUGCGGGGUCAGAUGGGUGCGUUCAACGAGAGGGCAGAGAACCUGAUGGAUAAACUGGCGGACAUGGCUGACAACAACACAGCUGCCAACAUGCACCACAUGUUCAACCGUGUGACAUUGGAUGUCAUCACUAAGGUGGCGUUUGGAGUGGAGCUGGAUCUACUGAAGGAGAGUGACACUCCAUUCCCCAACGCCAUAGAGAUGUGUCUGAAGGGAAUGGUCCACUAUCUCAGAGACUCCACCUUCCAGCUCUACCCAAAGAACAAGAAGUUCAUCAACGAGGUGAAAGAGUCUGUUCAUCUGCUGCGUUCGACAGGCAGGCAGUGGAUCAACGAGAGGAAAAUGGCCGUCCAAAAUGGCGAGGACGUUCCAAAAGACAUCCUCACACAGAUCCUCAAGACGGCUGGCAAAGAAGAAAACAUAGCAAACGAUGAUGAGGAGGUUAUGCUGGACAACUUUGUGACGUUCUUCAUUGCGGGGCAAGAGACAACAGCCAAUCAACUAGCUUUUGCAGUUAUGGAACUGGGAAGGCUGCCAGAGAUAUUGACAAAGGUGAAGCAGGAAGUGGAUGAUGUCAUCGGGAUGAAACAGGAAAUCAGCUUUGACGACCUGGGGAAAAUGACCUACCUGUCCCAGGUUUUGAAGGAGACUCUAAGGUUGUACCCUACAGCACCAGGCACUUCUCGCUUCAUCCCCAACGACAUCGUCAUCAACGGCAUCCCCGUCCCAGCAGGAGUCACAUGCAUCUUCAAUUCCUAUGUCUGUGGAAGGUUGGAUAAGUUCUUUGAGGACCCGCUGAAGUUUGACCCAGAGAGGUUCCAUCCAGACGCUGCCAAGCCCUAUUACUGCUACUACCCCUUCGCCCUGGGACCACGCUCAUGUCUGGGACAGAGCUUCGCACAGAUGGAGGCGAAGGUAGUGAUGGCCAAGCUGCUCCAGAGGUUUGACUUCAGCCUGCUGCCUGGCCAGUCCUUUGACAUCCUGGACACUGGGACUUUGAGACCAAAGAGUGGAGUGGUGUGUAACAUCAAACACAGAGGACAGACACCCGCAGCCUGACCUGACUGGGACCUGAACAUGACAUACUUCUCUAUAACUUACUUGUCUUAUUCCUUAUAGUUCCUAGCGGAGCAAAUGGCCUCUGUCUUUCAAUGAAGCGCUUUAUAAAAUAUCUAGCUAUUUUUAAUGAAAAUGGAUUUUGAACAAUUAUGUUAAUUUUUUUGUAUCAAUGGUGAACUGAUAUAAUGAAGCAAUAAGGCCCGAGGGGGUGUCGUAUAUGGCCAAUAUACUAUGGCUAAGGGCUGUUCUUAUCCACGACGUAAC
Coregonus clupeaformis (lake whitefish) is the source of this 1913-nucleotide messenger RNA. Its product is annotated as cholesterol 24-hydroxylase. The record is from RefSeq and is a predicted model, not a curated record. Gene Ontology annotation, molecular function: iron ion binding; heme binding; cholesterol 24-hydroxylase activity. Lineage: Eukaryota; Metazoa; Chordata; Actinopteri; Salmoniformes; Salmonidae. Gene Ontology annotation, biological process: cholesterol catabolic process. The coding region runs from base 117 to 1649 and encodes 510 amino acids. The transcript has 15 exons.